Molecule: messenger RNA, 7856 nt
Organism: Psammomys obesus (fat sand rat)
Lineage: Eukaryota; Metazoa; Chordata; Mammalia; Rodentia; Muridae
Gene: Atp7a
Product: ATPase copper transporting alpha
Exons: 23
Coding region: 156-4631 (1491 amino acids)
Biological process (GO): monoatomic cation transport
Cellular component (GO): membrane
Molecular function (GO): ATP hydrolysis activity; ATP binding; ATPase-coupled monoatomic cation transmembrane transporter activity
Source: RefSeq, a predicted model, not a curated record
AGUGGUUGAAGGAGGAGCUGUCGCCGCGGGCGCCUAGACUGUGGAGUGUGUGUGUGAGCGCGGAGGCUGUGUGCGGGUUGAUCGCUGCUGCCUCGCGGAGCUUUGGAGCUCGAACCCCAGCCCUGGAAACCCAGCAGGAAUGUAAAGACCUCAAAAUGGAACCAAGUAUGGAUGUGAAUUCAGUCACUGUCUCUGUUGAAGGAAUGACAUGUAUUUCCUGUGUCCGGACCAUUGAGCAGCAGAUUGGGAAAGUGAAUGGUGUCCAUCAUAUUAAAGUUUCACUAGAAGAAAAAUGUGCAACUAUUAUUUAUGACCCUAAACUUCAGACUCCAAAGACCCUCCAAGAAGCUAUCGAUGACAUGGGCUUUGAUGCUCUUCUCCACAAUGCUAACCCUCUCCCUGUCUUAACCAAUAGAGUGUUUCUGACUGUUACUGCUCCACUGGCCCUGCCGUGGGACCAUAUCCAAAGUUCUUUGCGCAAGAUCAAGGGUGUGACCGAUGUUACGGUUUCUCCUCAGCAGAGAACUGCCGUAGUGACCAUAAUCCCUUCUGUAGUGAGUGCCAGUCAGAUCGUGGAGCUGGUCCCAGACCUCAGUUUAGAUAUGGGAACUCAGGAGAAAAGGGCAGGAGCUUGUGACGAGCACAGCAUGCCUCAGGCAGGGGAAGUCAUGCUGAAGAUGAAAGUGGAAGGGAUGACCUGCCAUUCAUGCACUAGCACCAUUGAAGGAAAAGUUGGGAAGCUGCAAGGUGUUCAGCGAAUUAAAGUGUCUCUAGACAACCAAGAAGCUACUAUUGUUUAUCAACCUCAUCUGAUCACAGCAGAGGAAAUAAAGAAGCAGAUUGAAGCUGUGGGCUUCCCAGCCUUUUUAAAAAAACAGCCCAAGUACCUCAAAUUGGGAGCCAUUGAUGUCGAGCGCCUGAAGAACACACAGGUCAAAUCUCCAGAAGGAUCACAGCAAAAGAGUCCAUCAAAUCUCAGUAAUUCAACCGCCACGUUUAUCAUAGAGGGCAUGCAUUGUAAAUCAUGUGUGUCAAAUAUUGAAAGUGCUUUAUCUACACUCCAGUAUGUAAGCAGUAUAGUAGUUUCUUUAGAGAAUAGGUCAGCCAUUGUAAAGUACAAUGCAAUCUCAGUCACUCCAGAAAUGCUGAGAAAAGCAAUAGAGGCUGUUUCACCAGGGCAAUACAGAGUUAGUAUUGCAAGUGACGUUGAAAGUACCUCUAGCUCUCCCUCCAGCUCAUCUCUUCCGAAGAUGUCUUUGAACGUGAUUAGCCAGCCUCUGACCCAAGAAACAACGAUAAACAUUAAUGGCAUGACUUGUAAUUCUUGUGUGCAGUCGAUAGAGGGUGUCAUAUCAAAAAAGCCAGGUGUAAAAUCCAUCCAUGUAUCCCUCACAAAUAGCACUGGAACUAUUGAAUAUGAUCCUCUAUUAACCUCUCCAGAAACUUUGCUAGAAGCGAUUGAAGACAUGGGAUUUGAUGCUGUCUUGCCAGCAGACAUGCAAGAGCCUCUGGCAGUGAUAAGUCAGCCCUCAUUGGAAACACCUCUUUUACCUUCAACUAAGGAGCCAGAAAAUGUGAUGACACCAGUUCAUAACAAGUGUUACAUACAGGUCUCUGGAAUGACUUGUGCUUCUUGUGUAGCAAAUAUUGAACGGAACUUAAGACGAGAAGAAGGAAUAUAUUCUGUUCUUGUGGCUCUAAUGGCUGGCAAGGCGGAAGUAAGAUAUAACCCAGCUGUUAUCCAACCCCCAGUGAUAGCAGAGUUUAUCCAAGAGCUUGGAUUUGGAGCCAUAGUGAUGGAAAAUGCUGGUGAAGGGGAUGGAAUUUUGGAACUUGUUGUAAGAGGAAUGACAUGUGCCUCCUGUGUCCAUAAAAUUGAGUCUACUCUCACAAAACACAAAGGGAUCUUCUACUGCUCUGUGGCCCUGGCCACUAACAAAGCACAUAUUAAGUAUGAUCCAGAAAUCAUCGGUCCCAGAGAUAUUAUCCAUACCAUUGGAAGCUUAGGUUUUGAAGCUUCUUUGGUCAAGAAAGAUCGGUCAGCCAGUCACUUAGAUCAUAAACGAGAAAUAAAACAAUGGAAAAGGUCUUUCCUUGUGAGCCUGUUUUUCUGUAUCCCUGUAAUGGGACUGAUGAUAUAUAUGAUGGUUAUGGAUCACCACCUUGCAACUCUUCAUCACAAUCAGAACAUGAGUAGUAAAGAAAGGAUCAACAUCCAUUCUUCUAUGUUUCUGGAGCAUCAGAUCUUGCCAGGACUGUCUAUUAUGAAUUUGUUGUCCCUUCUAUUGUGUCUACCUGUACAGUUUUGUGGAGGCUGGUACUUCUACAUACAGGCUUACAAAGCUCUUAGACAUAAGACAGCAAAUAUGGAUGUGCUGAUUGUGCUGGCAACCACCAUUGCGUUUGCCUACUCCCUGGUUAUUCUUCUGGUUGCAAUGUAUGAGAAAGCCAAAGUGAAUCCUAUUACCUUCUUUGAUACACCUCCUAUGCUGUUCGUGUUUAUUGCACUAGGCCGAUGGUUGGAACAUAUAGCAAAGGGCAAAACUUCAGAGGCUCUUGCAAAGCUAAUUUCACUACAAGCGACAGAAGCAACUAUUGUAACACUUAACUCUGAAAAUCUCCUCCUGAGUGAGGAACAAGUGGAUGUAGAACUUGUACAACGUGGAGAUAUCAUUAAGGUUGUUCCAGGAGGAAAAUUUCCAGUGGAUGGCCGUGUUAUUGAAGGACAUUCUAUGGUAGAUGAGUCCCUUAUCACAGGGGAGGCAAUGCCUGUGGCUAAGAAACCUGGCAGCACAGUGAUCGCAGGUUCUAUUAACCAGAAUGGUUCUCUCCUCAUCCGAGCCACCCAUGUUGGAGCAGAUACAACCCUUUCUCAAAUCGUCAAACUUGUAGAGGAGGCACAAACAUCAAAGGCUCCAAUCCAGCAGUUUGCAGACCGACUCAGUGGCUAUUUUGUUCCAUUUAUUGUCUUGGUUUCCAUUGCUACCCUCUUGGUGUGGAUUAUAAUUGGAUUUCAAAAUUUUGAAAUUGUGGAAGCCUACUUUCCUGGCUACAAUAAGAGCAUCUCCCGAACAGAAACCAUAAUACGCUUCGCUUUCCAAGCUUCUAUCACAGUUCUGUGUAUAGCAUGCCCCUGUUCCCUGGGACUAGCCACUCCAACUGCUGUGAUGGUGGGCACAGGAGUAGGUGCUCAGAAUGGCAUACUUAUAAAAGGUGGGGAGCCCCUGGAGAUGGCUCAUAAGGUGAAGGUAGUGGUAUUUGAUAAGACUGGAACCAUUACACAUGGAACCCCAGUAGUGAAUCAAGUAAAGGUUCUGGUGGAAAGUAACAAGAUAUCACGUAAUAAGAUCCUGGCCAUUGUUGGAACUGCAGAAAGCAACAGCGAACACCCUUUAGGAGCAGCUGUCACCAAAUAUUGCAAGCAGGAGCUGGACACUGAAACCUUGGGUACCUGUACAGAUUUCCAGGUUGUACCAGGCUGUGGUAUUAGCUGUAAAGUCACUAAUAUUGAAGGUUUGCUACAUAAGAGUAACUUGAAGAUAGAAGAAAAUAACAUUAAAAAUGCAUCCCUGGUUCAAAUAGAUGCAAUUAAUGAACAGUCAUCAACAUCAUCUAUGAUUAUUGAUGCUCAUCUCUCAAAUGCUGUUAAUACUCAGCAGUACAAAGUCCUUAUUGGUAACCGGGAAUGGAUGAUUAGAAAUGGUCUUGUCAUAAGUAAUGAUGUAGAUGAUUCCAUGAUUGAACAUGAAAGAAAAGGUCGGACUGCUGUAUUGGUGACAAUAGAUGAUGAGCUGUGUGGCUUGAUAGCCAUUGCUGAUACUGUGAAACCUGAGGCAGAGCUGGCUGUCCACAUUCUGAAAUCUAUGGGCUUAGAAGUAGUUCUAAUGACUGGAGACAACAGUAAAACUGCUCGAUCUAUUGCUUCUCAGGUUGGCAUUACUAAGGUGUUUGCUGAAGUUCUACCUUCCCAUAAAGUUGCUAAGGUGAAACAGCUUCAAGAGGAAGGAAAACGUGUAGCAAUGGUAGGAGAUGGAAUCAAUGAUUCUCCGGCUCUGGCAAUGGCAAAUGUGGGAAUUGCCAUUGGCACAGGCACAGACGUAGCCAUUGAAGCAGCUGACGUGGUUUUAAUAAGGAAUGACCUUUUGGAUGUUGUGGCGAGUAUCGACUUGUCAAGGAAGACAGUCAAGAGGAUUCGAAUCAAUUUUGUCUUUGCUCUAAUUUAUAAUCUGGUUGGAAUUCCCAUUGCUGCUGGUGUUUUUCUGCCCAUCGGUUUGGUUUUACAACCCUGGAUGGGAUCUGCAGCAAUGGCUGCGUCAUCUGUUUCUGUAGUACUUUCUUCCCUCUUCCUCAAACUUUACAGAAAACCGACUUACGACAAUUAUGAGUUGCGUGCUCGGAGCCACCCAGGACAGAGGAGUCCUUCAGAAAUCAGCGUUCACGUUGGAAUAAAUGAUGCCUCCAGAAAUUCUCCGAGACUGGGUUUGCUAGACCGGAUUGUCAAUUACAGCAGAGCCUCCAUAAACUCACUACUGUCGGACAAACGCUCCCUGAACAGUGUUGUUACUAGUGAACCUGACAAGCACUCACUUCUGGUGGGAGACUUCCAGGAAGAUGACGACACCACAGUGUAAAAGGCCUCAGCGGAUGCUGCUAGUUGAAGUUCAUGUGCACUGACAUGGCACUUACGUUGUUGUGGAAGGAUCUUAUGUCAGUUCCAUGCCCUUAUGUUCAGGAUUUUAUCUUAGUUAUAUUGGUUAAUAUCUUUCUCAGGGCAGGAGCUCUGAACCUGGCAUUAUCCAAAAUGAAUUCCAGCAGUUUUUGUUUUAAGGGAUACAGAGGGUAGAGCACCGAAUUUAAAACAAGCUCUAUAGUUAGAGGUUGGUAACUUGUUGGUAAUAGAGCAGACCAUUUUUUAUUUGACCAAAAAAAAAAAAAACAAAAAUAAAAGUGCCCAAAGACAGGAUGAUUUAAAAAUGUGAAGAAUUGAGAGCACGACCUUGAAAAUUUUCUUGAGCCUCUAUCCUUGCCUCUUUGGGGAGCAACGGCUUUCAAAGCACUGUACAAAGCAUAUAGUUAAAAAGGAAAACAGUUGCAACUGUUUUAAAAUAGACGUGCCUUAUUUAUUGUAGGCUUGCUUUCACCUCAUUAACCCCUGCGUCCUUGUCCUGUAGUUCCUAAGAGCCUCUAGGAUGGCUUUUAUCACCUUCUUUCAAGUCAGCCAAGUUUUGGUGGUUUUUUUUUUUUUUCCUUGACUAAAAAUAACUGAAAGCAAUCACUUGGAAUGAGUCAGGAGAAUUAUAAGAUCAAAGCCAGCCUGGCCUGUACACACUUGAGACUCUGUCUUGAAACCUUUUUGUAACUGACGGCUCCUUUGAAAUCUUGCUCUUCUUAUGUUGUGUGGUUCAGAAGACAGGAAGGGUCUACAGGGUUGUCUACUCUUCCAUUUCUCCAGUGUUGUCGAAAUUCUCAAUUCAGUUUCCCCAGGCCUGUGCCAGCUUUCAGUUCUCUUACGGAGUCCAGCUUUGUUCGUAGUGGAGUCUGUCCAUCAGUCCCAGUCUAGAAACUUAACAGUUGAGCCUCUGUCCCUGAAAAAGUCUUUUAUGAUUAAAACUAAUAUGUUAACAUAUUUAGGCAUAUAAAAGUACCUGGACUAACUAAAUUCAUCCUUUGGAAUACAAUCACUUGGCUGGUAUAUUAUAAUUUAAUAAAAUUUUAGUUACCUCUUCUGUUUUAGAUAACUUAUCAGAGUGACUAGGUGAUACCUUAUAGUUAAAUAUAUUUUCCUUUGUUUAAAACAUUUGUGCUUAUAAACAAACUCCAAAUCUUUUAUUUGCAUGCCACACUUAAAGCCAAUAGCACAAUCCCUAAAAUAGAUGAUUUAUCCUCUGAAAAUGUUCUUUUCUCCUUUUCAAGUCAGUAUCAAAUACAAAAGUCAUUUUUAUAUUAGCAAGUAUAACAUGAAAUAGAGAAUGGGGUUUUUCCAUUCUAUGCCCUUUCUCUCUUAUUCCUUUAUAUCCCACACCCAAAAUUGUUUAUGUUCGUCAACACUGUCUUUCCAAAUUUGGAAAAGACCUGAGUUCUAUCUUGGCUAUCUUAGAGAGGUGAAACUUUUGAUGAAGGUGCUAUUAAUUUGGAAAGGCAAACCUGUUUUAAUAGAGUAUUAGUGUAUACAUUUAAGCUCUAGUUUAAAUCACUGUCUAUGCCUCCUUAAGAGUUUGAGUUUGAGUAUUUGUUUCUUCGUUCUAGCAGCCCAUUUGAACAUAACUUGACUUCCAGACGAAACACCUAAUCCUAGAGAGGUAUAACAGGUUUUUUCUUGUUCUGGAUCCACAUUGAGAAUAGAAGUCCUCCGGCCCUCAGCCUCACUCCUUCUGUUCUGCAUGUGUUAAUUGAGUCCUCCCGUUGCCUCCACAUCAUGUCACUACUCGAAAAGAACAUGUUUGAGAGAAGCGUUAUUCCGAGGAGAGGGCUCCCAUUUAGAGAAGGGAUCAAGCACAUUGCUUUCAGUUGGCCACUAGCUUUAAGUAAUGAGUUACUGCUGAGAGAGAGAGAGAGAGAGAGAGAGAGAGAGAGAGAGAGAGAGAAAGAACACAUACAGAAUGAAAACGGAUUUCUAUUUGUAUCUGUUUUGAGGUUCUUUAUACUUUCUUUACCACUCCCCUGUACUCACUCAGCAACCAUUCUCUCUGUCAAAAGGCACCAUGGACAUUUGGUUGUCCAGUGCUAAUUCAGAUUCAGCUAGGAGGCAAUUUUAACGUAAAUAUCCAAAGAUGCCUUUUGACUUUAAAGAUUAAAACGUAAACAGACUAUUUGCUAUUGUAGUUUUAAAAGUAUAGUUGUCAGGUGUGAAAUAGAAUUGUUGCUUUUCCUACUUUAGUAUCAACAUUUUAGGAAGUUAAAUUUGAUGCCUUAUGAUCAAAUAAUUUUAUAUUAUGCUUUAAUUUUUUUUAAAAAAUUAUUCUUCAUUCAAAUAUAGACAAUGCUUGAAAUAGCACUAUAGACAAGAUGUUUCCAAAAAUGUGAGUAUGUCUAUCUUUUCUGUACACAGCUUAAAAUCAAAAAGGUGUAGUAGAGGAUUUUUCCAUUAGUUUUAGAUUCUGUUUUAAAGUUAUUUUUCUUAAUAUUUAUUUUACUCUACAUUAUUAUUUUCUUUGGAUGAGGCAUCUGGUUACAGGUUCUUUUUUCAUUAUUAUUAAAUACAUUCCUGAUAUCACUCAUUUGGGUUAUUUUGUUUUCUGAAUUAAAAAAAAAUAUUUCUUUACCAAAUAUAAAAAUGCAGAUUUAUACCAAAUUGCCAACUUUUCACUGACUUUCUUAAGUCCUUUAGUUUGGUAUGAGUAACCAGAUAAAACACAAAGCAUGAAUUCUUAGUCGCAAUCACAUGAGCUUCUUUUAUUGAUGUUGAUGAUAAAUGCCUUUUGUAGCCAGAACCAGGCGUCUCAACCUUGUGUUUUUAAAGAAAUGUUUAACCUUGUAUUGUAAAACUUUGGUUAGAUCCAAAACAGGAGCGGACAACUUUGUGCAAUAUUUGUUUGCUGUGGUCUAGUUUGUUUUUUCUCAUGUGCAUGUAAUUGAUAUUUCUGCCAAAGAUGUGCCUUCAACUUUAUAAUUAUAGUGUUGUAAAAAAAAAAAAUCUGUUGUCAUGUCUCACUGUGUUAAAUCCUCUGGCCCCCUCUACCCUCUACCAACAGUUCCACAGUAUGCUCGAAGUGUUGUUUGGGGUUCUUUGGCUGUUGUUUCAACUGUAAAUCCAUGCUAUACAAGGAUCAGAGGUAGUAGUACACAUUCAGGUAGGGGGACACAAAUCUGUUGUCCUUCAGGUCCUACUCACUAGCUGCUAUCACUUAGUGAGAACA